Cyprinus carpio (common carp) is the source of this 1887-nucleotide messenger RNA. Its product is annotated as evolutionarily conserved signaling intermediate in Toll pathway, mitochondrial-like. Gene Ontology annotation, cellular component: mitochondrion. The record is from RefSeq and is a predicted model, not a curated record. NCBI's taxonomy places the organism in Eukaryota, Metazoa, Chordata, Actinopteri, Cypriniformes, Cyprinidae.
UCUCUGCCAUCUAGCGCCGAGGUCGUGAAGAACACACCCAGCCCGGAACCAAUGUGAGCGUAACUCUCCUCGUGGCGUUUAAGGGGGAAGUUGAAAGACGACGCACCAGAAAACCGGCUGAAGGAGACUUGACAGCAGAAUGAGAUCUUUACUUUCUAGGCUCAUUUCAGUACAUUUGUAAUUCAUCUGCUGUGGUUUGUGAUGUCAUAAUCAUGAACGCCCCUCGUCAGCUGUUACGGAUUCAGUGCAUUGGGUGCAUUGCACGUAUUUUGGGGAAACCUGUACAGCGAGUGAUCCUACCUACUGGAGCACAUCUGCAAACCCGUGGAUCACAGCACAACUAUGGCCAGCUUCUGAGACCAUUCCACUGCAGUGCAGUAUGCUCCACGAGUCGUCCAAGCCGGACACAGCUUGAAAAGACAGUCGAAGAUGAGACGCUUAAUAAAGACAAAAGUUUAGUCACACAUGAUGAUUUAUUUGAGCGAGCUGCUAGAGACUCAAAGACCAAGGCUGAUUUUAACAGGGUCGUGGAUGUUUUCAGCAAGAAGGACAUUCGGCGACGAGGCCACGUGGAGUUUAUUUAUGCUGCCCUGAAGAAGAUGCCAGAAUUUGGAGUAGAACGAGACAUUACUGUUUACAACAAACUCCUGGAUGUGUUUCCAAAAGAGGUGUUCAUGCCACGGAACUUCAUCCAGAGGAUGUUCAACCACUACCCACGGCAGCAAGAGUGUGGGGUACAGCUGCUGGAGCAGAUGGAGAACUAUGGUAUCAUGCCGAAUGUAGAGACCAAGGUUUUACUGGCUCAGAUAUUUGGGGAAAAGAGUCAUCCCAUGAGGAAGUACCAGCGUAUCAUGUACUGGUUUCCCAAAUUCAAGCAUGCAAACCCCUUCCCCGUCCCACAUGUGCUCCCUAGUGACCCAGUAGAGCUCGCUCGAUUCAGUCUUACCCGGAUUGCAGAUGACCUGGAUGCUAAAAUAACAAUCUAUCAGUAUCCAUCAACUGACAUCACAGAGACUGGUGAAGAAGUUAUGCGCCCCCAUAUUGUAGGUAUUCAAAGUCCAAACCAGCGCUCCCUUCUGGCUAAACACAAUCCAUGCAGGCCCGUGUUUGUCGAAGGCCCUUUCCCACUAUGGCUCAGAAAGACUUGUGUUCAUUAUUACCUACUCAGGGCAGACCCUGUACCAUCUGAGGAAAAGGUUGAGGAAGAAUUUGACCCUGAGAUGAUGGGUCCGGAGCAGAGUCUCUUCUACCCACAGCGACUGGAUCUCGACCUGGAAAGAGACAUGGGGGAUGAUUUCAGAUUCGAUGUUGAUGAUGGUGAGACUCAUACUGCUUUGUCAACUUGGUUUGAAUAUCACCAAAUAUAUACAAUGAUGUGUGUUCAUUUGUUCCUGCAGUGGAAGAGGGGCCGGUUUAUGCCAUGUGUAUGGCCGGUCAGGGAGACCAGGUCACUCUGUCUCAGUGGAUUUCAGGUCUACAGGAGACCUGUCCCAUAUUGGGUCAGAUUCCCACAGUGUUCCGACUGGAUUCUGGACCUAGAGAACUGCAAACCACAUCAGACGCACAGCAAACCCCUGAGCAGGAGGUCGAAACAGAUCAAAUUACAGAGGAGGAACCGCUACACUCACAAAGAGUAAAACAGUGAGAGUUUGCUUUUGCAAAAGCCAUGCCGAUGGAUUGUGCGUUUAACAAAGACGGACUGUGGUAGUUAUACAUGAAUCUAAUAUGAUGAAUAUUUAAUUUAGUUACCAGAUACUGAUUUUAUGUCUUGUGAAAUUACACACUGUUUUUGAAUUGAGAUCUGUUUUCAUUAUGUAGAGUUUUUCUAUGAUAUGUAACCAUGUCAUAGACUGAUUUUGCAGUACAAUAAAACAUACAUUUCUCCAA